CACACGCACAGCGGCGCUAGUGCUGCUCACACACCGUCCGGCCCCUUGGAAAUUUCCCUCAGCGCGGAGGAUAUUCUACUGCUGAGGAGCGGGACUGUCGGCCAACGUGCAUCCCUCUCAGGGCUGACUUGCUUGAAAUGCCCCGGCAGACGAUCUGAAGCUGUGAAGAUCAGUAGACAUCCAAGGCUGCAUUUCCCUCAGCAAUAAGGUGUAGCUGCAGCCCCCACCCACACCGCCUGCCAAGAUGGUGGCGUUGUCGCUGAAAAUCUGCGUUCGCCAAUGUAACGUUGUGAAAACAAUGCAGUUUGAGCCCUCCACAGCCAUCUACGAUGCCUGUAGGAUGAUCAGAGAGAGAGUCCCUGAGGCUCAGACUGGACAGGCUUCAGACUAUGGUCUGUUUCUGUCUGAUGAAGACCCCAGAAAAGGCAUCUGGCUGGAGUCUGGAAGGACACUGGACUACUACAUGCUCCGCAAUGGGAUCCUCUGCCAGUUUGUUUUAAAGUCUCUGAUCCCCUCUGCCAAAGGCCCGACCGACUCUGGGUCUCUAUGCAUCACCAACUAUGAAGAAUACUCUCUGAUCCAGGAGACAGUGGAGGAGAAGAAGGAGGAUGGAAUGGGUACGCUGAAGAAAGAUAGGACAUUGCUGCGAGACGAGAGGAAGAUGGAGAAGCUGAAAGCCAAACUACACACAGACGAUGACUUGAACUGGCUGGACCACAGCAGAACAUUCAGAGAACAGGGGGUGGACGAGAACGAGACACUUUUACUCAGACGCAAGUUCUUCUACUCGGACCAGAAUGUGGACUCCCGCGACCCGGUCCAACUCAACCUGCUUUACGUACAGGCGCGAGAUGAUAUCCUAAACGGUUCUCACCCAGUAUCAUUUGACAAGGCCUGCGAGUUUGGAGGCAUUCAGGCCCAGAUCCAGUUUGGACCUCACAUAGAUCAUAAACACAAACCUGGAUUCUUAGAUCUGAAGGAGUUUCUUCCCAAAGAAUACAUAAAGCAGAGAGGAGCUGAGAAGAAAAUAUUCCAGGAACACAAAAACUGCGGAGAAAUGACAGAGAUAGAGGCAAAAGUGAAAUAUGUCAAACUGGCACGGUCUCUGCGGACAUAUGGUGUCUCCUUCUUCCUGGUUAAGGAAAAGAUGAAGAGUAAGAACAAGCUGGUGCCACGGCUCCUGGGGAUCACCAAAGAGUCAGUGAUGAGAGUGGACGAGAAGACCAAAGAUGUGGUUCAGGAGUGGCCACUUACCACUGUGAAGAGGUGGGCAGCGUCGCCCAAGAGCUUCACCCUGGACUUUGGGGAGUACCAGGAGAGCUACUACUCAGUGCAGACCACUGAAGGGGAGCAGAUCUCCCAGCUCAUUGCCGGUUACAUCGACAUCAUCCUCAAAAAGAAGCAAAGCAAGGACCGUUUUGGAUUAGAAGGUGAUGAAGAGUCAACCAUGCUCGAGGAAUCAGUAUCCCCCAAAAAGUCCACCAUCCUUCAGCAGCAGUUUAACCGCGUGGGCCGGGUAGAGCAUGGCUCAGUUGCGCUGCCGGGGGUGAUCCGCUCUGGCUCCAUUGGCACAGAGUCGCUCAGCAUGGGCACCAUGCCGUCUGCCCAACAGCAGAUCACAAUGGGUCAGAUGCACCGUGGGCACAUGCCACCACUGAGCUCGGCGCAGCAGGCUCUGAUGGGAACCAUCAACACCAGUAUGCAAGCUGUGCAGAAAGCCCAGAUUGACCUGGGAGAGGUUGAUAACCUGCCACCGUUGGGACAGGACAUGGCAUCCAAGGUGUGGAUCCAGAACAAGAUGGAUGAAUCAAAACAUGAGAUCCACUCCCAGGUUGACGCCAUCACCGCGGGAACAGCCUCUGUGGUCAACCUCACGGCUGGCGAUCCCACUGACACGGACUACACGGCAGUGGGCUGCGCCAUCACCACCAUCUCUUCCAACCUGACUGAAAUGUCAAAGGGUGUGAAGCUGCUGGCUGCACUGAUGGAGGAUGACGUGGGAGGCGGUAACGACCUGAUGAAGGCCGCCAGGACGCUAGCAGGGGCCGUGUCUGACCUGCUGAAGGCCGUGGAGCCAGCCUCUGGAGAACCCAGACAGACUGUGCUGACAGCAGCGGGCAGCAUCGGCCAGGCCAGUGGAGACCUCCUGCGCCAUAUUGGAGAGAGCGAGACAGACGAGAGGUUCCAGGAUGUCCUGAUGAAUCUGGCCAAAGCAGUGGCCAACGCUGCAGCGAUGUUGGUGCUAAAGGCCAAGAACGUGGCCCAGGUUGCAGAGGACACAGUGCUUCAGAACCGGGUCAUUGCCGCCGCCACCCAGUGUGCCCUGUCCACCUCCCAGCUGGUGGCAUGUGCCAAGGUGGUGAGCCCCACCAUCAGUUCCCCAGUUUGCCAGGAGCAGUUAAUCGAAGCGGGAAAGCUGGUGGAUCGCUCAGUGGAAAGCUGCGUCCAGGCCUGCCUCUCAGCCACAGAGGAUGGCGAGCUCCUUAAACAGGUGAGCGCAGCAGCCAGCGUGGUGAGUCAGGCUCUGGGAGAUCUCCUGCAACAUGUCCGUCAGUACACCUCAAGGGGAGAGCCUAUUGGGCGCUACGACCAGGCCACAGACACCAUUAUGACGGUCACUGAGAGCAUCUUCAGCUCAAUGGGAGACGCAGGAGAGAUGGUCCGUCAGGCUCGGGUCUUGGCUCAGGCCACCUCGGACCUGGUGAACGCCAUGAGGUCUGAUGCUGAGGCCGAGGUGGAUGUUGACAAUUCCAAGAAGUUACUGGCAGCUGCUAAACUGCUCGCUGACGCCACUGCGAGGAUGGUAGAGGCAGCAAAGGGUGCGGCAGCAUACCCAGAGAAUGAGGACCAGCAGCAGAGACUGAGGGAGGCUGCAGAGGGUCUGCGCGUGGCCACCAACGCUGCUGCUCAGAAUGCCAUUAAGAAGAAACUGAUCAACCGACUGGAGAAUGCUGCUAAGCAAGCUGCGGCUGCAGCCACACAGACCAUCGCUGCCGCUCAAAAUGCUGCCGCAUCCAACAAGAACACUGCUGCUCACCAGCAGCUGGUGCAGAGCUGUAAGGCAGUGGCAGACCACAUCCCACAGCUUGUCCAGGGAGUUCGUGGCAGUCAGGCAAAACCAGAGGACCUCAGUGCACAGCUAGCCCUCAUCAUUGCCAGUCAGAACUUCCUACAGCCUGGUAGUAAGAUGGUGACCUCGGCCAAGUCAUCCGUUCCCACGGUUACGGAUCAGGCUGCAGCCAUGCAACUGGGUCAGUGUGCCAAGAACCUGGCUACCUGCCUGGCUGAGCUGAGGACGUCUGCGCAGAAGGCUCAUGAAGCUUGCGGCCCCAUGGAGAUUGACUCUGCCCUCACUGCCAUCCAGACCCUGAGAAGUGAGCUGCAAGAUGCCAAGCUGGCUGCUGUUAAUGCCCAACUGAAACCACUACCUGGAGAAUCCUUGGAGAAAUGUGCUCAGGAUCUGGGCAGCACCUCGAAGUCAGUGGGAUCCUCCAUGGCUCAGCUGCUCACCUGUGCUGCACAAGGAAAUGAACACUACACAGGAAUAGCAGCCAGGGAGACAGCCCAGGCCCUGAAAACACUGGCUCAGGCAGCCCGUGGCGUUGCUGCCUCUACCACUGAUCCAAAGGCCGCAGCCGCCAUGCUGGACUCGGCUCGCGAUGUCAUGGAGGGCUCAGCGCUUCUCAUUCAUGAGGCCAAGCAGGCGCUGGUUUCCCCCGGAGACGCCGAGAGCCAGCAGAGGCUGGCACAGGUGGCCAAGGCCGUGUCUCAUUCCCUGAAUAACUGCGUCAACUGUCUGCCUGGCCAGAAGGAUGUGGACAUGGCUCUCAAAAGCAUCGGGGAGGCCAGCAAGAAGCUGCUGAUUGAAACUAUCCCUCCAGCCUCCAAGUCAUUUCAGGAGGCCCAGAGUGAAUUGAACCAAACAGCUGCAGACCUGAACCAGUCAGCGGGCGAGGUGGUCCACGCCUCCAGAGGCUCCAGCAGCCAGCUGGCAGUGGCCUCUGGAAAGUUCAGUCAAGACUUCGAUGAGUUCCUGGAUGCUGGUAUCGAGAUGGCUGGGCACACUCAGAAAAAGGAUGACCAGGUGCAGGUGAUCGGUAACCUGAAGAACAUCUCCAUGGCUUCUAGCAAGCUGCUGCUGGCUGCUAAGAGUCUUUCUGUAGACCCUGCAGCAGCAAAUGCCAAGAACCUGCUAGCUGCUGCUGCAAGAGCAGUGACUGACAGCAUUAACCAGCUGAUCACACUUUGUACACAGCAGGCUCCUGGCCAGAAGGAGUGUGACAAUGCCCUCAGAGAGCUGGAGGCGGUCAGAGGAAUGCUGGACAACCACAACGAGCCUGUCAGUGACCUCUCCUACUUUGACUGCAUUGAGAGUGUGAUGGAGAACUCAAAGGUCCUCGGAGAGUCCAUGGCUGGUAUUUCCCAGAACUGCAAGACUGGAGAUGUGUCUGCAUUCGGAGACUGUGUGGGAUCAGCUUCAAAGGCCCUGUGUGGCCUCACUGAAGCUGCAGGACAGGCCUCGUACUUGGUGGGUGUGUCUGAUCCCAACAGUCAGGCAGGGCACCAGGGGUUGGUGGAUCCCAUCCAGUUUGCCAAAGCCAAUCAGGCAAUCCAGAUGGCCUGUCAGAAUCUUGUCGACCCAGACAGCAGUCCCUCUCAGGUGCUCUCUGCAGCCACCAUUGUUGCUAAGCACACCUCAGCACUGUGCAACGCCUGCCGCCUGGCCUCCUCCAAGACAAUCAACCCAGUCGCCAAGAGGCACUUUGUCCAGUCUGCCAAAGAGGUGGCAAACAGCACUGCCAACUUGGUCAAAACCAUCAAGGCCUUAGAUGGUGAUUUCUCGGACGAGAACAGGAACAGGUGUCGAGUCGCCACAGCUCCUCUAAUUGAGGCUGUGGAAAAUCUGACAACAUUUGCUUCCAACCCAGAGUUUGCCAGCGUCCCCGCUCAAAUCAGCCACGAGGGCUCUGCAGCGCAGGAGCCCAUCCUCCAGUCAGCACGCUCCAUGCUUGACAGUUCCACCUACCUGCUCAAGACUGCACGCUCACUGGUUAUCAACCCCAAAGACCCGCCCACCUGGUCUGGUCUGGCUGGUCACUCUCGCACUGUCUCUGACUCCAUCAAGAGCCUCAUCACAGCCAUCCGGGACAAGGCCCCAGGCCAGCGGGAGUGCGACUUGUCAAUUGAUAACAUCAACAAAUGUAUCCGGGACAUUGAGCAGGCCUCUCUGGCUGCAGUCAGCCAGAAUUUACCCAGCAGGGACGACAUCUCACUGGAAGCGCUACAAGAGCAGUUGACGUCCACUGUGCAGGAAAUUGGCCACCUAAUUGACCCCAUUUCCACUGCUGCCAGAGGCGAAGCUUCCCAACUAGGACACAAGGUGACCCAACUAGCUGGUUACUUUGAACCACUGAUUAAGGCCUCUGUGGGUGUGGCGUCCAAGCUGAAGGACCACCAGCAGCAGAUGACUUUCCUUGAUCAAACUAAGACCCUGGCUGAGUCUGCCCUGCAGAUGCUCUACGCCGCCAAGGAGGGUGGAGGAAACCCAAAGGCAUCCCAUACCCACGAUGCCAUAGCAGAGGCAGCCAUGCUUAUGAAGGAGGCGGUUGAUGAUAUCAUGGUGACACUGAACGAAGCUGCCAGUGAAGUGGGAAUGGUGGGAGGAAUGGUGGAGUCCAUCGCAGAGGCCAUGGCCAAGCUGGAUGAAGGUACACCACCUGAACCUGAGGGCUCAUUUGUGGAUUACCAGACCAGUAUGGUGAAAUACUCUAAGGCUAUUGCUGUCACUGCUCAGGAAAUGAUGACCAAAUCAGUGACAUGUCCAGACGAGCUGGGAGCGCUGGCCUCUCAUGUGACCGUGGACUACAGCCAGCUGGCCGUUCAGGGCCGGCUGGCUGCCCACACAGCUGAGCCAGAGGAGAUCGGUUUCCAGAUUAAGACUCGAGUGCAGGAGCUUGGGCAUGGCUGUAUCUAUCUGGUCCAGAAGGCUGGGGCUCUACAGAUCAUCCCCUCUGACGGCUUCACUAAACGAGAGCUCAUUGAAUGUGCCCGUGCAGUCACAGAGAAGGUGUCCUUGGUGCUGUCAGCCCUCCAGGCAGGAAACAAGGGCACACAAGCCUGCAUCACAGCAGCCAGCGCAGUGUCUGGCAUCAUCGCCGAUCUGGACACCACCAUCAUGUUUGCCUCUGCCGGCACGCUGAACGCAGAGAAUGACGAGUCCUUCGCUGACCACAGGGAAAACAUUUUAAAGACGGCCAAAGCCCUGGUCGAGGACACAAAGAUGCUGGUGUCCGGUGCAGCUUCCGGUCAGGACAAGUUGGCACAGGCCGCCCAGUCUUCAGCCAAAACCAUUACCCAGCUCACAGAUGUGGUCAAACUGGGAGCUGCCAGCAUUGGCUCGGACGACCCUGAGACGCAGGUGGUUCUGAUAAAUGCUGUCAAAGAUGUGGCCAAGGCGCUGGCUGAGCUCAUUAGUGCCACCAAGUGUGCUGCUGGCAAAGCAGCAGAUGAUCCAUCUAUGUACCAACUGAAGAGCGCUGCCAAGGUGAUGGUGACCAACGUCACAUCCCUGCUGAAGACAGUCAAGGCUGUGGAGGACGAGGCCACUCGGGGCACCAGAGCCCUGGAGGCCACAAUCGAGUGUAUCAAACAGGAAAUGGCGGUGUUUCAAUCCAAGGAUGCGCCCAACAAGACGACCACACCCGAGGAGUUCAUCCGCAUGACUAAAGGCAUCACCAUGGCAACUGCUAAAGCAGUGGCUGCAGGGAACUCUGCCCGGCAGGAAGACAUCAUCCAUACAGCCAACCUCAGCCGCAAAGCCAUUUCAGACAUGCUCACCACCUGCAAGCAAGCGGCCUACCAUCCAGAGGUCAACGGGGAGGUGAAGAACAGAGCCCUGAUGUUCGGCUCAGAGUGUACAACUGGAUACAUCGAUCUGCUGGAACAAGUACUAUUGGUCCUGCAGAAGCCCACUGCAGAGCAGAAGCAGCACCUGGCGGCUUGCUCCAAACGGGUGGCGGGAGCUGUCACGGAGCUCAUCCAAACCGCUGAAGCCAUGAAAGGUUCAGAGUGGGUGGACCCCGAGGACCCGACAGUCAUUGCAGAAACGGAGCUGCUCGGAGCAGCAGCAUCCAUCGAAGCAGCAGCUAAGAAGCUGGAGCAGCUCAAACCCCGAGCCAAGCCCAAGCAAGCGGAUGAGACGCUGAACUUCGAGGAGCAGAUCCUGGAGGCAGCCAAGUCCAUCGCUGCAGCCACCAGCGCUUUGGUCAAAUCAGCCUCAGCUGCCCAGAGAGAGCUGGUGGCUCAGGGUAAAGUGGGCUCCAUCCCUGCUAAUGCUGUGGACGAUGGACAGUGGUCCCAGGGGCUCAUCUCUGCGGCACGUAUGGUAGCAGCAGCAACCAGCAACCUGUGUGAGGCAGCCAAUGCCUCGGUGCAGGGCCACGCCAGCGAGGAGAAGCUCAUCUCUUCAGCCAAACAGGUGGCGGCCUCCACUGCCCAGCUGCUGGUGGCCUGUAAGGUGAAGGCUGACCAGGACUCAGAGGCCAUGAGGAGACUUCAGAUGGCUGGGAAUGCUGUGAAGAAGGCAUCGGACAACUUGGUGCGGGCAGCCCAGAAGGCAGCAUUUGACAAAGCAGAUGAGGACAAUGUGGUGGUCAAGACAAAGUUUGUGGGUGGAAUAGCACAGAUUAUUGCGGCCCAGGAGGAGAUGCUGAGGAAGGAGAGAGAGCUGGAGGAGGCCCGGAAGAAACUGGCUCAGAUCCGGCAGCAGCAGUACAAGUUCCUGCCCAGCGAACUACGAGAGGACAACAACUAAUUAUUCAAACUCACUGUCACUGUUGCACAUGCUUAAAGCAGUGUGAAAAGCACAUGUGUGUUGGUGUGCAAAUUUGUGUCCGUCUUAAUGGCAGGCUUGGACAAGCAUGUGGCCUACAGCGACUUCAGAUAUGUUGUGACUGAUAUAACAAACCAGUAAAGCCCAAGUCUGCAGGGAACACCGUUGACUGAGUCCACAUAACACGGAAAGAUCUUAAAGUCAACUCCUAGCAAGCUUAAAAUACUACUGUUUGGACGUGAGUACUUUCUGAAAACAACAUAAAGAUUGUGGUGAUUUGCCUGAAGAACUGCUUUUUUGUCCUCAUCUAUAGCGUAACUACUUCGACUGAUGUAAUCUGAACCAGAAUGUGACAUACUGAGGACAAACGGUACAGCUCAUACGCUCUCAUGUUUGUCCAUAAGCUACAGUUUCUUUCUUUUGUUAAAGAUUUUUCAGCUCUACUUCAUAAACUUUAAAGAUGAAGAAUUGAUUGUAUUGCUGUUGGUGUCAGAUAGCCGUUUAACUGCAACGUCGCUCGGAGAGCAAACUGGUUUCAGCUCGGUACUCUGAUAUUGUAUGAAUGUUGGCCUUUACUCUCCAAUUUGGCACCUUAAUAGCUGUUUAAAUCGUGUAAACCACAUAACCGUGGUGUGUCUUGACUUUAAUUCAGUGGUCAUUGACCCUAAUAUGAAGGAAGGUAGGACUUUGCAAAGUGGUGUUUUUUGAACCAUACUGUAAAUUUCAAUAAUGGAGAGUUGUCUUUGGGAAUCUUGCUUUAAUGCAGACAGUGAAAUAAGCAUCUUUCUUGUCAUUUUCUAUGCUGAUAUUGAUGGGCUCUACGUGCAAAAUGUCUUUUCUAAGAUGCAACAAAUUCCACGUUUUGUCUACGCCUGUGAAUAUGGGUGUCAUCGUGUGCAGCCGGUAGGACCCGCGUAGAAUUAUGUUACCAUGUGAAUGCUUUUUCAGACAGGACGACAUAUUACCAUAGAAGGAAUAUUUAUUACUCCCGAGUAUUUUUAGCAGAGAAGGGUCUUUCGGGGGCAGAAAUAGUCUCACUUAUUUACCACCACUUGCGGAGCCUCUGGUGGCCUCUAGGCAAGAAAACCAGUCAGAUUUCUUCCCCAGUCCUGCAAACCUUUUUUUUUUUUUUUUGAAUUCCUUAUCAUGUCAGGUAUUGAGACCUCCAAAUGGUGUAAACAGAAUUUGAUCAUGAUGCAAUAACGUGGAUGGUGCUUAGGGUGGCAGUAUUGGUUUCCCUUACACGGUGCAAACUUAAAGUAAUAGUAAAGGAGGUGGUAUUGUGUAAUUGAGGGGCUUAUUUUAAUUUUCAGUGUAGAGUAUGUGUUUAGAGUAAUUGGCUACAACAUUAUGCAAAUUAAGAAUACCUGUAAAUACCUCAGACGUCUUGAAUCAGUUGAAUGCCGUGCAGUGGUGCUUCUAUGCGCUGUGUGCUUAGCGAGAUGGUGACUACUCCCAGCAGAUAAUACUUUGCCCCUCCCCUGGAGUAUUUUCUCUUCCACUGUUAGACAGCCAUUACAGUCAUAUAAGUUUUUCCAGCAAUACUCAGCCCCUGCCAGGGAUUGAUUAUGGGUCAAUUCACCUCCAAUUCUGUAAAUACAGGAACCAGCAAAAUUCUAAAUCUGAAAAUAACCUAGCAAUAAGCUAAUUCUAACAAAUACAUCUUGCAAGAAUAUGCGGUUAAAAUAAGUGAAUUGAGAGUGAAGUGACUGCAACACUAAUCACUGCAGUUAAUCUUUCUGUUUUCGUUUUUGUCUGUCAGUCUUUGAAUUUAAGGGUGCUCUGUGUGACUUGACUGAAUAUACUACUUGCUGCAAUAGAACCCUUCUGUUUACCGAGUUUGAUUGUAGUGUGUUUGUUUCCCUUGUCGUACUAUAUGGGCUGUGUUUCGAUAUUAAAGGCAAGUAUAAUGUAAGAUUAGGUCCUGCUGUGAAAAUGCAUGGCUUUGUGCUUCAGUUACAUCUCUUGCUUACACAGCGACAGAGUAAAACUUUUAAGGAUGCACUGAGUGACUCUGACCUCCACAUACAGACAGCAUACCAUAGCAAACAGCUAAAGGCAGACUGAAUUAAGGAGUGUUUUCUGGCAUUGUAUUUUUUUUUUUUUGUGUGUGUGAGUGUCGGAGGGAGGGGUGGGGGUUUCCACUGCUCAUCAGUCAAGUCUGUAGUGUUUAUUAUUAGUGCCUUAGUCCGUAGCCCAUACAGUGUCUGGUCUGCUUGAGUGACAGCGUCACCUCAUUGGUCAGUAGCAGGUAGUGGACAAGUAAUUUGUUUGGGAAUGUAGGUUCAUGUCCGUGGGUUUUAUAGCAUUUGUUGUCCCACUUGUUAACAUACUGUUCCUCUUAAGUGCUGAACCAACUGCGUCCCCUUUAUCUUUCUCUUUUUCUCUCUCUGCCACAUGUAAGGCCUUCGGGGGAUGACAGAGGAACUGUCCGCCAGUCAAAAAAUGUGUUGCUGUUUAAAAGGUACCAUCAGUAUGUACGUAUAUUAUAUAUAUAUGAACACAUUUUUGUACUGCAUUCCAUGGGCAUGUACCACAGUGCUUCUAAACUACGACAGACUGCAGAUUCAGGUCUGUCAACUGCUUUAUUGUAUGUUAUGAAGUCACUUCAAUUUUAUGGGUGGGCUUUUUUUUUUUUCUUGUGCUUUUAAGCCUCUAUGAAAGAUAAAUGUGAUAAGAACAUUUCGAUAUAUCCGUCACCAUUAAGAUGUUGUGACGCAUUUCAAUGAUGUGGAGUAUUUGAAGUGUUCUGUAUGUUUUUUUUGUUUUUUUUCUCCCUUAACAGAAAUAAAAUUAUGAAGUUACUACAAUAAAAAUAAGUGAUAACAUACAAUAUUAAAGAUAUUUAUCUGGCCUCAAUAAAACUAUUUUUUGUAUUCACUGAAAAUAAAGCAUUUCGAUGUAUUUAAGUGUG
Molecule: messenger RNA, 10745 nt
Organism: Xiphias gladius (swordfish)
Lineage: Eukaryota; Metazoa; Chordata; Actinopteri; Istiophoriformes; Xiphiidae
Gene: tln2a
Product: talin 2a
Exons: 58
Coding region: 245-7813 (2522 amino acids)
Biological process (GO): cell-cell adhesion
Cellular component (GO): ruffle; cytoskeleton; plasma membrane
Molecular function (GO): actin filament binding; integrin binding; structural constituent of cytoskeleton
Source: RefSeq, a predicted model, not a curated record